Armigeres subalbatus is the source of this 1829-nucleotide messenger RNA. RefSeq names its product glutamate dehydrogenase, mitochondrial (gene bb8). The record is from RefSeq and is a predicted model, not a curated record. Gene Ontology annotation, molecular function: L-glutamate dehydrogenase (NAD+) activity. The transcript has a single exon. Lineage: Eukaryota; Metazoa; Arthropoda; Insecta; Diptera; Culicidae. Gene Ontology annotation, biological process: L-glutamate catabolic process. The coding region runs from base 93 to 1679 and encodes 528 amino acids. Gene Ontology annotation, cellular component: mitochondrion.
AUCGCAAAACGGAUCCAAGUAAUCGUCGUCUACCAACUGCGUUUGACAUAAAGGAAUUUCACGCCACACGAAAAAGCACGAAAACUGUAAAAAUGUUGCCCCUCGUCCGAAAUCGGUUCCCGAAAGCUUUUCCUUAUCCGAUGAGCCGAUAUCAACACACUAUCCCCAAGGAACUGGAAAAAGUUGCAAGUGAGAAGGAUCCCAAGUUUUCAAAAAUGGUGCAGUACUUCUUCCACAAGGCGUGUGUCAAGCUGGAACCCCGGCUGCUUGAAUAUCUGAAAAAGUAUCCAAAUCUAAGCGAAGAGAACCGGAAGAAACGCAUCUCUACGAUCAUUCACCUUGUCGAGGGAGCAGCCAACACCAUCGAAGUCCGCUUUCCGGUUAUGCGGGACAACGGACAGUACGAAAUUCUGACCGGAUACCGAUCCCACCACUGCGUCCACCGGUUGCCUGUGAAGGGUGGCAUCCGAUACUCGAUGGAUGUGAGCCGGGACGAGGUGAAAGCACUGUCGUCGCUGAUGACCUUCAAGUGCUCGUGCGUGCAUGUGCCUUUCGGUGGAGCCAAAGGUGGAAUCAAGCUGAACCCGAAAAGCUACAGCGAUAAGGAAUUGCAAAGCAUCACGCGAAGGUACACGGCGGAAUUGGCCAAGAAGAAUUUCAUCGGGCCAGGAAUUGACGUUCCGGCACCGGAUAUGGGCACGAGUGACCGAGAGAUGUCAUGGAUGGCCGAUCAGUACAGUAAAACUUUUGGGCAUAAGGACAUCAAUGCACUGGCUACGGUGACCGGAAAACCGUUGCAUCAAGGCGGGAUUCGUGGAAGGACGGAGGCGACCGGACGUGGAGUUUUCAUCGCAACGAAUUGCUUUGUCAGAGAAAAGGAAUGGAUGAAAGCGGUUGGUUUGGAACCGGGCAUGGAGGGAAAAACGGUCAUCAUCCAAGGCUAUGGUAAUGUUGGAAUGUAUGCAGGACACUUUUUUAAGAAGGCCGGUUGUAAAAUUAUUGGCAUUUUGGAGUCGGAAGUUUCUCUACUGAAUGAGGAGGGAAUCGACGUGGGUGAGCUGGCAAUUCACAAGAGACUAAAUAACACGAUCAAGGGAUUCAAGGGAGCUACUGAAACCAAAGAUGAUCUUCUGCUGCAUCCCUGUGAUAUUCUUAUUCCAGCAGCGGUUGAAAAAUCUAUCAAUUCAGACAAUGCUUCCAAAAUUCAAGCUAAAAUUAUUGCUGAAGGAGCCAACGGACCAACAACGCCGGCUGCGGACAAGAUUCUGCAAAGUCGCAAAAUUCUCGUCAUUCCGGAUUUAUACUGCAACGCCGGUGGUGUCACAGCUUCGUAUUUCGAAUAUCUCAAAAACAUAAAUCACAUCUCGUUCGGAAAACUCUCGUUCCGCCAAGAGUCGCAGAAUUUGAAAGAAGUUCUACGGUCGGUCGAGGAAUCGCUUAAGGAAGCGGGAGUCUGCAUCAACUUAAAACCUACUGAAACACUGAAGCACUAUCUGGACAGUGCAAGUGAAGCGGAUGUGGUGGCCUCCGGACUGAAGUUUGUGCUGGAAACGGCAGGCCACGGUAUCAUGACCAUUGCCAAUCAAUAUCAGCUGUGUUUGGAUGUGCGAACGGCGGCGUAUAUUUGGUCCGUAGAGAAGAUUUUCAAAGCUUACGAGGGAGCGGGAUUGUCGAUGUGAAUGUUCCAAUUCGAGUUAGAAUAAUUUUCGUAAUAAAUUGAUGAAUUUGUUUUGUUGUAAAAUGUAAGUAAAUUUCUGUUGAAAGAAUAUUUUUUAAUAACACCGCUCCAUAGUGUAAUGAGAUGGGAUUGUCUCGAAUAAAAAAUAUGG